This is a messenger RNA of Guyanagaster necrorhizus, 2247 nucleotides long. RefSeq lists its product as uncharacterized. The coding region runs from base 282 to 2039 and encodes 585 amino acids. Lineage: Eukaryota; Fungi; Basidiomycota; Agaricomycetes; Agaricales; Physalacriaceae. Gene Ontology annotation, cellular component: fungal-type vacuole membrane. The transcript has 25 exons. Gene Ontology annotation, biological process: intracellular calcium ion homeostasis; calcium ion transmembrane transport. Gene Ontology annotation, molecular function: calcium:proton antiporter activity. The record is from RefSeq and is a predicted model, not a curated record.
GUUUCUUUCCCCCUCAAGCUUGGCAGACAGCAUCCUCGGGAUCUGGUUCAUGACUGUGUUUUUUUACCUCACAAAGGCAACGCGAACAAGGUGGCACACUAGGUAAUAAUAGUAUUACCGAGGCAAAAGGAGCUAAUGAGAACGAAUAUCGUACGCAAUUUGCCAUCAAAUUUAUCAAAUCAACAGGAAAUGGUUCUUUAAGCUUCGUCGUUUGCCGUCAUCUGUCGUUCUCUCCUUCUACCUUCAGUCAUUGGUCGGUGCUGGCACUCACUACAGCUGCCAUGUAUACUCCUCCUACCACGCUCCCUUAUCCUUCAAAUAUUUCUCCUCCACCUCCGCUCUUUCUCUCUCAAUCCACCUCCGAAACUAGCAUCGCAAAAAUGAAUGCUACAGGCCAUCGCGGCCUCCCGCUUUUCGCGCCUUCGGGCUCUAAGAGGAGUUUUGCACCUCCAGGCUUCUGGCAGAGACUCUUCAAAGGCUGGAGAGUGAUUAUAUUUCGCUCCUGGUUGAAUCUUCUUCUGUUUCUCAUUCCAGUGGCAUAUGCCCUCAGCGUUACCAUGGAACAAUCGCAUGGCCUAGUGUUCGGCUUUUGUUUGCUCGCCUUGGUUCCUUUGGUUCAGUUGCAUGAACUCUCGACGGCCGAAUUAGUCUGCCGCCUUGGGGGGUCGAAUACCGGUUUGAUCAGUGCUAGUUUGUCUAAUAUUGUCGAACUUGUCGUUGCAAUUAUCGCACUGCGCAAGUGCGAACUUCGCGUUCUCCAAUCCACUCUUGUGGGCUCGAUGUUGAGCAAACUCCUACUUGUAUUAGGGAUGUGCUUCUUUGCUGGAGGUCUACGUUUUACCGAACAGGUCUUUGAUCCCACGGCAAAUCAGAUCCAUUCGUCCCUACUGAGCAUCAGUGUUAGCGCCGUCCUACUGCCAGCUGCAUAUCACUUUUCACUCGGUGAUGACGACCCUAUGCCUGAAAGCCAGAAGCAGAAUAUCUUACGAAUGAGCCACGGGGUCUCUCUCGUCUUAAUGUCUCUCUAUACCGCAUACCUUCUAUUCCAACUCUGGUCGCAUUCACAUCUAUACCAGGAUACACACAAGAAGAGUACUAAAUUAACUACAGAGAUCCCUUCCCCCCCCUCAUUCUUUCGGAAAGCACAGCAGAAAAGCGAGUCCCCUUCGCCUCUUUCCGCUAGCGCUUCAAGAGAUAACCUCUCACUCAAGAGCUUGGACAGUUGCAAUGACUCAGAUCCGCCGUACGUUGGAACUUCCUACGCGACACAAUCCGAAGUCACACUGACCAACUCUCAAAUAUUGGACCCCCAACAAGAUUACUCCGUUCGACUUGUUGGUGCAGGUGAUUCCUUUUCUAAGGGCCCCAGUAUUGGAAGUCGCAGCUUCAGUGGGUCGACCUACCAUGGAAGUCCAGAAAUGGACCAAAACAACUUGAAGCAAGUCGACUUCAAAGGCAAUGAAGAUAUUAACGACGCACGGUCCAUAUCUCCCGUAUCCAGCUCUAUUUCAGUUCAGCGGAAGCCGCGGCUCAGCGUGUUCAUGACGCUUCUUCUACUGUCAAUUGUCACUGUGUGCGUAGCUUUCACAGCUGAUUGGUUGGUCGAGGCUAUGAAUGGAAUUUCGACGACCAUCAGCAAAGAAUGGGUCGGACUUAUCCUCCUUCCUGCUGUGAGCGCUCUGGCAGAAUGCGCCACAGCCAUCAACGUUUCGUACAGGGAUCAAUUGAACCUCAGCAUCUCCGUGGCUGUUGGCUCUACCAUCCAAACUGCGCUAUUCGUAAUUCCAUUGAUGGUGACAGUGGCUUGGAUAGGCGGCAAGCCUUUGGCGCUUCUGUUUGACCCAUUCGAGUCAUUGGUUCUUUAUAUUUCUGUACAAACGAUGACUUACGUUGUCAGCGAUGGAAAAUCUAAUUGGUUGGAGGGCAUCAUUCUGAUAGGCCUGUACAUUAUAAUAGCGGUCUCGUUCUGGUACUACCCAGGCUCCCCCCUUCCGAGUUCUUUGGCGGCUUGUCAUGUCGAUCUUUCCGCUUUGAAUUGAAGGCCAUAUAUACUAUCAUUAUCUUUCCUUGUAAGUAUGUAAAUAAUCUGGACUCUUUGUAUCACGUCAUUCCCUUAGAUUAGAGUAGAACUACUAGAUUUGGAGUAGAAAUAUAGCCCACGAUCGUUCCCUUUUCUUGUCUAUUGUACUGUAUGUAUUCUAUAUUGUUGAUAACAUCCUAUCAUUUGGCAAGUCAAAACUAUACAUG